Molecule: messenger RNA, 1359 nt
Organism: Carica papaya (papaya)
Lineage: Eukaryota; Viridiplantae; Streptophyta; Magnoliopsida; Brassicales; Caricaceae
Product: Polyketide synthase, enoylreductase family protein
Biological process (GO): fatty acid metabolic process
Cellular component (GO): mitochondrion
Molecular function (GO): oxidoreductase activity
Source: RefSeq, a predicted model, not a curated record
AAAAAAUGAAAGGAAAAGAAUCAGAGAUAGGAAUGGCGUUAGUGAGAUCAGUAGCGUUGAGAGCUAUCAAAGGAUCUUCAUCUUCUUCAUCAGUCUUCUAUACGAGAUGGGUCCAAUCCGGUCGAGCUCAGGUCCACCUCAUGAGGUCGUUCUCGGCGAUUAUGUCGCCGCCGUCCAAGGCCGUCGUCUACGAGCAGCAAGGCCCGUCAGACUCCGUCACCAGAAUAAUUGAAGUGCCACCAGUAGAAGUGAGAGAAAAUGAUGUGUGCGUUAAAAUGCUGGCAACUCCUAUUAAUCCUUCUGAUAUAAAUAGAAUUGAAGGUGUCUAUCCAGUGAGACCACAAGUGCCAGCAGUUGGUGGUUAUGAAGGGGUCGGGGAAGUAUAUGCUAUUGGCUCAGCAGUCAAGAAUCUUGCACCUGGUGAUUGGGUCAUUCCCUCACCACCCUCUUUCGGAACUUGGCAGACAUAUAUUGUGAAGGAGCAGGAUUUGUGGCACAAAAUCAAUAAAGAUUCACCAAUGGAGUAUGCUGCUACUGUUACAGUUAAUCCUUUAACUGCUUUGAGAAUGCUCGAAGACUUUGAGACUCUAAAUUCAGGUGAUUCCAUCGUACAAAAUGGUUCUACUAGCAUUGUGGGGCAAUGCAUCAUCCAGCUAGCACGAUUUCGUGGCAUCCAUAGCAUCAAUAUUAUAAGGGACAGGGCUGGCUCCAAUGAAGUGAAAGAACAUUUAAAGGCUCUAGGUGCUGAUAAAGUGUUCACGGAGAAUGAACUUGAAGUGAAAAAUGUGAAGAGUCUCCUGACCAAUUUACCUGAACCUGCUCUUGGAUUUAACUGUGUUGGUGGGAAUUCUGCUUCGUUGGUUCUCAAAUUUUUGAGGCAGAGUGGGACAAUGGUUACAUAUGGCGGAAUGUCUAAGAAGCCAGUCACUGUGUCGACUUCAUCCUUCAUUUUUAAGGACCUUUCAUUGAGGGGAUUCUGGCUGCAGAAAUGGUUGAGUUCUGAUAGAGCAAAAGAGUGUAGAAGUAUGAUCGAUUAUCUCCUCUGCCUUGUCCAAGAAGGCAAGUUGAAAUACGAAAUGGAGCUGGUUCCUUUCGACAAUUUCCACACUGCUUUAGAUAAGGCACUUGGAAAACUUGGGAGCCAACCCAAACAAGUCAUCAAAUUCUAAAGCUUGUUUGCGGUUUUCUAGUUAGCCAAACAAGGGUUUCCCUGGAUCAUGUUGUUCAAUUUUCUUGGUAUUGCAUUAUAAGGGAAACCUAGUGAUACCCCCUAGGUUUAGGGAACUAAUGAAUAUUUCUCUCAGGGAUGAAGAGAACUGCUUGCAGAUUGCUUAUCUGUCAUAAGUUACUUUUAUAUCA